UUUUUGAAAGAUUUGGAUGUACAAGCACUUCCCGAAUUUGACUGAUGCUUUGUCUACUUUUUGAAAGAUUUGGAUGCUCUCCCACCCGUAUGCUGCCUCUUGGAUAAGAGAGGUGUGCAGGAGGGUGCCUCUGUCGGCCUCCCGCAUAGCUUGGCGGGUCUUACCCGUCAGUGAGGUGAUUUGGCGUCCUUUUGCUGACGCGCCUAUACCUGUUUCGGCCGCUCGGGCCCAUUUCUUGUCUUUGCGGCGGGUCUUGCUCCCGGGCGUGUAUCACCAUAUGUGGUACUUGGGGGAGCGCGUGUCCCUUCAGCACAGUACGGGGGACAGGCUUGUCCCUAAGGACCCACCGCGGUCCAUGUUGGUUCCAGGCGAUGAACUCGCCCAGCUCUAUUUGACUGCUAGGGGUGAUGCUGUUUGUCUCCCUUGGGAGAACUUUGUAGAUAGGAGGGGCCGUUUUGAGGACCUUCUGGGGAGGCUUGCUCCACCUGUACGCUUCGUACUGCCGGAGGAGGAGGUUGAUCCUGAGGACAUUCCCUUUGCUGAUAGGGUCAUCCGAUAUGAGAACUCAGGCGGGGAACAGGUGGAGGUGACCAUUCUUGUAGCUUCUCCUCCGCACCGGAGAUCGUAUGAUGCUGUACCCGAACAUUAUGCAGCUGCACCUUGGGUGGGAGAGCAUCGCUGGAUGCUUAUGAUUGAUUCUUUGAAGAGGCAUUGUGCCAAGCUGACCCAGAAGCUUUCUGGCCGGGACGGAGAGAAGCGUCGUCGAGGUCGCAGAGGUUCCGUCGACAGGGAGCCCCAAGCGGAGACUUCGUUGAGGCAGGAAGGACCAAGCUUGGAUCUGAGACAGGGGUCCCGUGCUGGUACUUUUCAGAGGCAUUCUGAUGCUGAUAGGGGAGCUGCCCCUUUGUAUAUGCUGAUCCCACCAGGCAUUCUUUUGGGGGUGCGAGCAGUUCGAGGCCUUUUGUUCCUCCUCCUGGUUACAACUUCGGAGGGAGCGGUCCUCAGCCUUAGGGUGCGGAUGCUUGGGUUUACUGGUCGGAGGUGGAGAGGAUGCGUCAGGCUCAGAUGUUUGGGGCACCGCACCAGUUCAUGGCGAUGCUGGCGCCUUAUCAGUACCCUUCCCCUCAGUAGGGAGUUUGUCCUUCUCCUGGCACUCUUCGUAUCUCGGAGCAGGAGCCUGGUACCCCUGGGACAGAGCUGGAUCGGGAUCUGGAGCGUUACCGGAGCCGCAACAGGAGUAAAGAGACUGUGGUUGACAUUACGGCUGAUGAUGACUCCGACUGAUCCUGCAUGGUAGUGAAUUCCAGCUUGCGUUGGUUUGAUUUUUUGUAUGGAUGGUAUUUGUAUGGAUUUGUACGGUUUGGAACUUGAAUUUUGUAUGGUUGUAUGGUUUUGACCUUGAAUUGGUUUGGAAUUUUGAAGAUUGGUUUU
Spinacia oleracea (spinach) is the source of this 1431-nucleotide messenger RNA. RefSeq lists its product as uncharacterized. The transcript has 5 exons. Lineage: Eukaryota; Viridiplantae; Streptophyta; Magnoliopsida; Caryophyllales; Amaranthaceae. The coding region runs from base 74 to 1297 and encodes 407 amino acids. The record is from RefSeq and is a predicted model, not a curated record.